CAUGAACGGCUACACAUACGAUACUACCCACCAGGAAUAUUCCUGGACUAUGAGAAAGGGGGGCAGCUCAGAACGAAAUCCAUCGAUCUGUUAAACUUGACUCCAGAGACUGAUGUGAAUGAGUUACUGUCAGACAUUAGAGCAGCUGAACCUCUCAUCACCUCAUCCUGCGUUGAACAGGUGAAAGUCCUGAUCUGCAAACUACAAGAGAAAGUCAGCCAAAAGGAUGACCGCAAGUUCUACCUUUUCAGGGCACUUCAGGCUCACAUCUUGCCCCUGACGAAUGUAGCCUUCAAUAAAUCAGGAUCGAGUUUUAUAACCGGAAGCUAUGACAGGACUUGUAAAAUAUGGGACACCGCAUCCGGAGAGGAGCUGCACACUUUGGAGGGUCACAGGAACGUUGUGUACGCCAUCGCCUUCAACAACCCUUACGGAGACAAGGUUGCCACAGGCUCCUUUGACAAGACCUGCAAAUUGUGGAGUGCUGAAACAGGAAAGUGUUUCUACACGUUUAGAGGGCACACAGCAGAAAUCGUCUGCCUGGCCUUUAACCCUCAGAGUACCUUGGUUGCUACGGGCAGCAUGGACACCAUGGCUAAAUUAUGGGAUGUUGAGAGUGGGAAAGAGAUGUCCACAUUGGCAGGUCACUUCGCUGAGAUCAUCUCUCUCUCCUUUAACACAACGGGCGAUCGAUUGGUCACGGGGUCGUUUGACCACACUGCCAUUCUGUGGGACGUUUCUACUGGCAGCAAAGUUCACGUUCUCACAGGUCACCGAGGAGAAAUCAGUUGCGUUCAGUUCAACUGGGACUGUUCCCUCAUCGUCACGGCCUCUCUGGAUAAAACCUGCAAGGUGUGGGACGCAGACAGCGGUCAGUGUUUGGCUACUCUCUUGGGUCAUAAUGAUGAAGUGCUGGAUGUGUGUUUUAACUACACUGGUCAACUGAUCGCUACAGCCUCCGCUGAUGGUACAUCAAGAGUGUUCAGCACAGAAACCUUCCAAUGUUUGUGUCAAUUAGAGGGCCAUAAAGGAGAGAUAUCAAAGGUGUGUUUUAAUCCGCAGGGGAGCCGCGUUUUGACGGCGAGCGUGGAUAAGGCGGCUCGUGUGUGGUGCGUGAACACGGGAGUGUGUUUGCAGGUGCUGGAGGGACAUUCUGAUGAGAUCUUCUCCUGCGCUUUCAACUACGAGGGAGACACCAUCAUUACAGGCAGUAAAGACAACACCUGCAGGAUCUGGCACUGAGAGAGCGGCCUGAACUCUGUUCUUACAGUACUCCUGCACCUCUUUUGAUUAAGAUAUUGUGUGUCAUCUUGUCACACUGCUCUAGUAUUUCAGUUCACAGAGAACAUGUAUGUGUGGAGGACAUUAUGGUAACGCUUUACAUGUAUAAUGCAUUAUAAAGGUAUUCAUAAUGCAUGUUGUGAUGCAUUAUAUAUUUCAUGAAUAACUGUAAGCACAGUUAAAAUGCUUUAUAAA
Sinocyclocheilus anshuiensis is the source of this 1476-nucleotide messenger RNA. RefSeq names its product dynein assembly factor with WDR repeat domains 1 (gene daw1). The record is from RefSeq and is a predicted model, not a curated record. Gene Ontology annotation, cellular component: cytoplasm; nucleus. Gene Ontology annotation, molecular function: ubiquitin binding. The annotation marks the transcript as partial. The transcript has 13 exons. Gene Ontology annotation, biological process: ubiquitin recycling; proteasome-mediated ubiquitin-dependent protein catabolic process. NCBI's taxonomy places the organism in Eukaryota, Metazoa, Chordata, Actinopteri, Cypriniformes, Cyprinidae.